Molecule: messenger RNA, 1526 nt
Organism: Rhinichthys klamathensis goyatoka
Lineage: Eukaryota; Metazoa; Chordata; Actinopteri; Cypriniformes; Leuciscidae
Product: zinc finger protein OZF-like
Exons: 3
Coding region: 396-1526 (376 amino acids)
Biological process (GO): central nervous system development; regulation of transcription by RNA polymerase II
Cellular component (GO): nucleus
Molecular function (GO): DNA-binding transcription factor activity, RNA polymerase II-specific; RNA polymerase II cis-regulatory region sequence-specific DNA binding
Source: RefSeq, a predicted model, not a curated record
GAAAACGGGAGAGUGAUAAAAUUAAAGCCCGGACGAGGGUCAAUAUUGGUCCAGCGUUCGCUCGCUGGCGUGAGUUAAAGGAGGAGGAGGGGUGCCCGACCGAUGCUGACCUGGCCGUCAUUCUGUUGGACUAGUGAAGCUCCUCCCACAGCAAUCACAUCAUUAGUGAAGCUCCUCCCACUGCAAUCACAUCAUUAGUGAAGCUCCUCCCACUGCAAUCACAUCAUCAGUGAAGCUCCUCCCACUGCAAUCACAUCAUCAGUGAAGCUCCUCCCACAGAAAUUCAGCAAUAAAUGCUGUAAAUUCCCAUCAGCUACAAGUGAAGACGAGCAUGAAAGCAUCAGGAAGAGCUGAAAUCUGCCAAGACUGAGUUUAUUAAAGAGGACAGUGAGAACAUGAGUGAUCCAGAACCCUGCAGAAUGAGAAACACUGAAGAUCCUGAAGAACAAAGAGAAGAACUGAGUGAAGUGGAGGAGGAGAGAGAAGAACUGAGUGAAGUGGAGGAGGAACAUUAUGUCCAACCUGGAGGAAAACCCUUGAGUCGCUCAAAGACUAAAAAGACAUUUUUAAAGAAAAGAAGAGCCAUGAAAUAUUUCACCUGCACUCAGUGUGGAAAGAGUUUAACAAGCAAACGAAAUCUUGAGAUUCACAUGAGGAUCCACACUGGAGAGAAGCCGUUCACAUGUGAUCAGUGUGGAAAGAGUUUCACACACAUAACAAAUCGUAAUAAACACAUGAGGAUCCACACCGGAGAGAAGCCGUUCUCAUGUGAUCAGUGUGGGAAGAGUUUCAGUCAAUCAUCAUCCCUUAAUGUUCACAUGAGGAUCCACACCGGAGAGAAGCCGUUCUCAUGUGAUCAAUGUGGUAAAACAUUUGCUAGGGCAUCAGACCUGAAGAAACACCUGACAGUUCAUACGAAGGAGAAGCCGCAUUCAUGUUCUGUGUGUGGAAAGAGUUUUUCACUGCUGCAAUAUUUACAUGGACAUGAGAAAACUCACACUGGUGUGAGAGAGUACAUGUGCUUUGAGUGUGAGAAGACUUUUACUAAAGCAAGCAUUUUAAAACGGCACCAGAGAAUUCACACUGGAGAAAAACCUUACAAGUGUUCACACUGUGACAAGAGAUUCAGUCGAUCAGAACAUCUGAAAACACAUGAGAUGAACCACACUAGAGAAAAACCUUUCAAGUGUUCACACUGUGACAAGAGAUUCAGUCAGUCAACCGAUCUGAAAAUACAUGAGAGGAUCCACACUGGAGAGAAGCCGCACACAUGUGAUCAGUGUGGGACGUGUUUCUCUUUUAAACGUGACCUGAAGCGACACAUGAUGAUCCACACCGGAGAGAAGCCGUUCACAUGUGAUCAGUGUGGGAAGAGUUUCAGUCUGUCACAACAUCUGAAAAAACAUGAGAUGAUCCACACUGGAGAAAAACCUUACAAGUGUUCACACUGCGACAAGAGAUUCAGUCAGUCUUCACAUCUGAAAAAACAUGAGAGGAUCCACACUGGAGAAAAACCUUACAAGUGA